AUGGAUGUGUUAGCACAAAGGACGAAUGCCGGACAUCGUCUUUUCGCACGAUACCGCAGGACGCAGAACAAUGGUGAUCUCACCCAAUCCAUAAAUCACUUCAAACGCGCCUCGGAUCUCUGCCCUGUGGAUCAUCCCUACCGCCCUGCAGUAAUCUUCAAUCUAGCUACCGCGAAGUUCAUUAGUUGCCAAGCCAACGGAAGAUACCUCGACCUCGACAUACCUAUUUCUCUUUUUCAAGACGCACUUGAUUUGUAUCCCACUGGUCAUCCAGACCGACCCACCACGCAACUCCAUCUUGCCAUUUCUAUGCUCUCUCGCUUCGCAGGGCGGGGAUCUCAAACAGAUGCCGACACAGCUGAAGAAGAUGAACCCCUUGCCUUAGAUGAAGUGAUAUCCCUUUAUUAUGAUGCACUGGGAUACUACAAUACCGGACAUGCUUACCAAGGGCAAUUGCUAUGUGAUCUGGCUGUGAUGCUGCAAACUCGCUUCGAGCGUCGAGGCAAUGGCAAAGACUUGGAUCAGGCUAUCGCACUUCAGAGGGAAGCGCUGGCCUUGCGCCCGGUCGGUCACACAGAUCGGUCCGGAUCUUUAAAUAACCUCGCGAUUGAACUCUCCUCCCGCUUUGACCACCGAGGCAACGGCGAAGACUUGGAUCAGGCUAUCGCACUUCAGAGGGAAGCGCUGGCCUUGCACCCGGUCGGUCACACAAAUCGGUCCACGUCAUUAAAUAACCUCGCUCUUCAACUCUCCUCCCGCUUCCAGCACCGAGGCAACGACGAAGACUUGGAUCAGGCUAUCGCACUUCAGAGGGAAGCGCUGGCCUUGCACCCGGUCGGUCACACAAAUCGGUCUGCGUCAUUAAAUAACCUCGCGAACAAACUCUUCUUCCGCUUCAAGCACCGAGGCAACGACGAAGACUUGGAUCAGGCUAUCGCACUUCACAGGGAAGCGCUGGCCUUGCUCCCGGUCGGUCACACAAAUCGGUCUGCGUCAUUAAAUAACCUUGCGAAUCAACUCUCCUCUCGCUUUGAGCACCGAGGCAAUGACGAAGACUUGGAUCAGGCUAUCGCACUUCAUAGGGAAGCGCUGGCCUUGCACCCGGUCGGUCACACAAAUCGGUCCAUGUCAUUAAAUAAUCUCGCAAUUGAACUCUCCUCCCGCUUCAAGCAUCGAGGCAAUGACGAAGACUUGGAUGAGGCUAUCGCACUUCACAGGGAAGCACUGGCCUUGCGCCCGGUCGGUCACACAAAUCGGUCCAUGUCAUUAAAUAACCUCGCGGCUCAACUCUCCUCCCGCUUCAAGCACCGAGGCAACGACGAAGACUUGGAUCAGGCUAUCGCACUUCACAGGGAAGCGCUGGCCUUGCACCCGGUCGGUCACACAAAUCGGUCUGCGUCAUUAAAUAACCUUGCGAAUCAACUCUCCUCUCGCUUUGAGCACCGAGGCAAUGACGAAGACUUGGAUCAGGCUAUUGCACUUCAUAGGGAAGCGCUGGCCUUGUGCCCGGUCGGUCGCACAGAUCGGUCCAUGUCAUUCAAUAACCUCGCGUAUCAACUCUCUUCCCGCUUUGAGCACCGAGGCAACGGCGAGGACUUGGAUGAGGCUAUCGCACUUCACAGGGAAGCACUGGCCUUGCGCCCGGUCGGUCACACAAAUCGGUCCACGUCAUUAAAUAACCUCGCGAAUCAACUCUCCUCUCGCUUUGACCACCGAGGCAACGGCGAAGACUUGGAUCAGGCUAUCGCACUUCACAGGGAAGCGCUGGCCUUGCGCCCGGUCGGUCACACAGAUCGGUCCACGUCAUUAAAUAACCUCGCGGCUCGACUCUCCUCCCGCUUUGUGCACCGAGGCAACGACGAAGACUUGGAUCAGGCUAUUGCACUUCACAGGGAAGCGCUGGCCUUGCACCCGGUCGGUCACACAAAUCGGUCCACGUCAUUAAAUAACCUCGCGACUCAACUCUCCUCCCGCUUUGACCACCGAGGCAACGACGAAGACUUGGAUGAGGCUAUCGUACUUCACAGAGAAGCGCUGGCUUUGCGCCCGGUCGGUCACACAGAUCGGUCCGGAUCUUUAAAUAACCUCGCGAUUGAACUCUCCUCCCGCUUCCAGCACCGAGACAACGACGAGGACUUGGAUCAAGCUAUCGCACUUCACAGGGAAGCGCUGGUCUUGCACCCGGUCGGUCACACAGAUCGGUCCGGAUCAUUAAAUAACCUCGCUCUUCAACUCUCCUCCCGCUUCCAGCACCGAGGCAAUGACGAAGACUUGGAUGAGGCUAUCGCACUUCACAGGGAAGCGCUGGCCUUGCUCCCGGUCGGUCACGCAGAUCGGUCCGGAUCAUUAAAUAACCUCGCGAUUGGACUCUCCUCCCGCUUCAACCACCGAGGCAACGACGAAGACUCGGAUGAGGCUAUCGCACUUCAGAGGGAAGCACUGGCCUUGCUCCCAGUCGGUCACACAUAUCGGUCCACGUCAUUGAAUAACUUUGCGAAUCAACUCUCCUCCCGCUUUGAGCACCGAGGUAAUAGAGAAGACCUCGAGGAGUCGCGAGAGAACCUACACUCAGCAAAUAUCGUCCCUGGAGGCUUGCUAUCCCGCCUGCGAACAAGCCUGCGUUGGGUUGAUGAAGCUUCUCGACAUUCACAUCCCACUGAACUGGCGGCAUAUGCAACUUCCAUGCAACUUCUGGACGCUUAUAUGUCUACAACAUCUUCAGUAUCGUCUCGUCACAAUAUCAUGAAGGACUUUCCAAGUACACUUGCCGUUGAUGCUGCAUGCUGUGCUCUUCGUAGUGGUGAUGUGUGUCGCGCUGUCGAGUUGUUGGAACAAGGCAGGACUAUCAUCUGGACCCAGAUGACACGACUACGCACCCCUCUUGACAGCCUUCAGACUCAUGGCGAUCAUGCAGUAGCCUUGAUGAAGAAAUUCAGAGACCUCGGCUCCCUUCUCGAUAAACCUCCUGCAAACUAUUCGGAAGGAAACUCGAGAGUCGAUAGAGAAGCAGAGGAAAACCGGUACAGACGUCUAGUGGGGGAGUGGAAUAGAGCUGUCGAAGAGAUCCGGAAGAUCGAGGGCUUUUCCCGCUUCCUCCUUCCCCCCUUAUUCCCCGAUCUUCAAGAUGCAGCUCGUGAUGGGCCUAUCAUCGUGCUCAUCGCAAGUAGGUCGUUGUGCUACGCCAUUAUCAUCCCGCACAAGCAACCUCCGACUGGCAUUCAACUUCCUACCGAUUGGCAGAAACUCGUCAAAUUAGUACCAGAACUCCGAGAGGCAGUUCAAAAAGAGGCCGGUCCUAAAGGGAACCAAACAGCGCUGAUAAAAGCUUUGAGAGAGUUGUGGGACGGUGUGGUCGGCCCGGUGGUCGAAAGUCUGGGUGGAAUCGCACGACCAGGUUCCCGGAUAUGGUGGUGCCCAACGUCUCUCUUCAAUUUCUUGCCAUUACAUGCUGCUGGCGAGUACAGGGCAAAGGGAAAGUCCGUUUCGCAGCAGUAUAUCUCUUCAUACACGCCAUCGCUCACCGCGCUGAUCAAGGCUCGCAGAAGUCAUGAGAGGUCCUUGUCUGUGCCCUUCGUGGCCAUUGGUCAGGAUUUCCCAGCCGGUGCCUCAUCCACUUUGGAUGCUGUGGAACCUGAGCUGGAGUUGGUGCGGGGACUUUUGCCCCCUCCCCCUACUGUUUCCUUCUCUAAGGUUACCAGCGUUGAUGCCACGAAAUCGAGAGCACUGUGUGCGUUGCGGGACAAUACUUGGCUCCAUUUCGCGUGUCACGGGACACAGAGAUUUGACGAACCCUUCAAAUCAGCCUUUCUUAUGCGCGAUCAGCCGCUUUCGCUCCUCGAUAUCACGCAAAUGGAUCUGUCUCGGCAUGAAUUUGCAUUUCUUUCAGCCUGUGAGACCGCAGUCGGUGACUUUGAUACGCCCGACGAAGUGAUACACCUAGCGGCUGGCCUGCAAUUUUCCGGGGUUAACAGCGUCGUGGGGACAAUGUGGAAGGUCACCGAUAGUACCGUGCAGCACUUAGUCAAGGCAUUCUACAAAAACUUGUGCGGGGAUGGUCCAAUGAAUUCCAAACGAGCUGCCUGGGCGCUGCACCGAACGGUCCAGUCGUUGGCUUGUGAUGAAGACGUUAUAAUACCCUUGGACCAGCGCAUAGUGUUCGUGCAUAUUGGCAUAUGA
Molecule: messenger RNA, 4176 nt
Organism: Suillus bovinus
Lineage: Eukaryota; Fungi; Basidiomycota; Agaricomycetes; Boletales; Suillaceae
Product: TPR-like protein
Exons: 3
Coding region: 1-4176 (1391 amino acids)
Molecular function (GO): protein binding
Source: RefSeq, a predicted model, not a curated record